AUGGCCAACAGCGGCGAGCCCACCAUCUUCGAUAAGAUCAUCGCCAAGGAGAUCCCGAGCGACGUCAUCUACGAGGAUAACCUGUGCCUGGCGUUCCGGGACAUCGCGCCCCAGGCCAAAACGCACUUCUUGGUCAUCCCGAAGAUCCGCAGCGGCCUGACGCAGCUCAGCAAGGCGGAGGAGGGUCACAAGGAGCUCCUCGGCCACCUCUUGUACACCGCGCAGAAAGUCGCCAAGCAGGAGAAGCUGGACAAGGGGUUCAGGGUCGUCAUCAACGACGGCGUGGAGGGAUGCCAGAGCGUCUACCACCUGCACAUCCACGUCGUGGGCGGCCAGCAGCUCUCGUGGCCGCCCGGGUGCUGA
Molecule: messenger RNA, 363 nt
Organism: Micromonas commoda
Lineage: Eukaryota; Viridiplantae; Chlorophyta; Mamiellophyceae; Mamiellales; Mamiellaceae
Exons: 1
Coding region: 1-363 (120 amino acids)
Cellular component (GO): cytoplasm
Molecular function (GO): hydrolase activity
Source: RefSeq, a predicted model, not a curated record